CCGUGGGGGGCGGAGUUGUCCCCGCCCCCCCCCCGUUCCCGGGGGACUGCGGCCCCUUCUUAAGCCCGCAGAGCCUCUAGCGGCCCCUCACUCGUCUCUCCCUCCAGUCUCCCUCCCGCGCGAUGGCUUCGGCGCUGAGCUAUGUCUCCAAGUUCAAGUCCUUCGUGAUCUUGUUCGUCACCCCGCUCCUGCUGCUACCACUCAUCAUUCUGAUGCCCGCCAAGUUUGUCAGGUGUGCCUAUGUCAUCAUCCUCAUGGCCACUUACUGGUGCACAGAAGUUAUCCCUCUGGCUGUCACCGCCAUCAUGCCUGUCUUGCUUUUCCCACUCUUGCAGAUUCUGGACUCCAAGCAGGUGUGUGUCCAGUACAUGAAGGACACCAAUAUGCUAUUCCUGGGCGGUCUCAUCAUGGCUGUGGCUGUGGAGCACUGGAACCUGCAUAAGAGAAUCGCUCUGCGCAUUCUUCUCUGGGUGGGGAUCAAACCAGCACGGCUGAUGCUGGGCUUUAUGAGUGCCACGGCCUUCUUGUCCAUGUGGAUCAGCAAUACUGCCACCACGGCCAUGAUGGUGCCCAUCGUGGAGGCUAUGCUGCAGCAGAUGGAAGCCACGAGCGCAGCCACAGAAGCCAGCCUGGGGUCACUGGAGCUGGUGGAGAAGGGCAAGGUCGGCGACUUGCCAGGUAAUGACGUGAUUUUUGAAGGCCCCACCCUGAGAGAGCAGAAGGACCAGGACAAGAAGGGCAUACGCAAGGCCCUGAACCUGUGUGUGUGCUAUGCAGCCAGCAUCGGGGGUACCGCCACCCUGACCGGUACGGGACCCAACGUGGUGCUCCUGGGCCAGAUGACUGAAUUGUUUCCUGAGAGUAAAGACAUCGUGAACUUUGCCUCCUGGUUUGGAUUUGCCUUCCCCAACAUGCUGAUAAUGCUGCUGCUCGCCUGGCUGUGGCUCCAGUGUGUUUAUAUGAAAUGCAACUUUAAAAAAUCCUGGGGCUGCGGGAUAGAGUUGAGGCAUAACGAGAAGGCUGCUUAUGAGGUACUGCAGGAGGAGUACAGGAAGCUGGGACCCUUCUCCUUCGCAGAGGUCAACGUCCUCUUCUGCUUCCUCCUGCUGGUCGUCCUGUGGUUCACCCGCGACCCCGGUUUCAUGCCCGGCUGGCUGUCUAUCGCUUGGGUGGAGGGUGAGACAAAGUAUGCCUCUGAUGCCACCGUGGCCAUCUUUGUGGCCACUUUGCUAUUUAUUAUGCCUUCACAGAAGCCCAAGUUCAACUUCUGCAGCCAGUCUGAAGAAGAAAGGAAAGCUCCAUUUUAUCCCCCUGCACUGCUGACUUGGAAGGUGACCCAGGAGAAAAUACCUUGGGGCAUUGUGCUGCUACUAGGGGGUGGAUUUGCUCUUGCUAAAGGAUGCCAGGCCUCAGGGCUGUCCGAGUGGAUGGGGAAGCAGAUGGAGUUCUUGCACACAGUGCCGCCAGUAGCCAUCACCUUGAUCUUAUCCUUUGCCGUUGCUGUGUUCACUGAGUGCACAAGUAAUGUGGCCACCACCACCCUGUUCCUGCCCAUCUUUGCCUCCAUGUCUCGUUCCAUCGGCCUCAAUCCACUGUACGUCAUGAUCCCCUGUACCCUGAGCGCGUCCUUUGCCUUCAUGUUGCCUGCAGCCACCCCACCAAACGCCAUCGUGUUCGCCUACGGUCACCUCAAGGUUGCUGACAUGGUGAAAACAGGACUAAUGAUGAACAUAAUUGGAGUCUUCUGUGUGUUUCUGGCAGUCAACACCUGGGGACGGGUCAUGUUUGAUUUGGAUCAUUUCCCUGUCUGGGCUAAUGUGACACAUACUGAGACGUAGGGAGAGCCACAGACCACAUACACACAGCCCCGCCCUCCUGAGGACCACCAAACCUUCCAGCACACCUUGCACAGAGUUUUUGGGUUCACACCCCAAAGCGAUUCAUUGAUGCCCACACCCUCACAGACCCAGCCAACAGGCCACUUCUUCCAGGCCUGGAUGCAGAGAUGGGUCUGGGUGACUGGAGGGCAGGCUUGGAAGUGAGGGGAGCCCCUCAAGAGGCUGCUGGGGCCCAUCUUUCCCAGGCACUGCCAUCAUCUCUGGGACACAGGCUUCUGUACCUACUCAGCCUCAAGUGCCACCACACCAGCCCCACACUGGGCUCUGGUCUCACUCAUUCACUCCUCAGUGGUUUAAAUGGGAAUUGGAUCCCUAAAUUGGGAACCAAGAAAACAACCUACCAGUGCUGGUGUCUCUUCCUGCUCACCUCGGGCUGUCUCAGUUCCUCUGUCACUCUGAAGAGGACCCCUCAGCCAGAGACAAGAUGCCUGGUCUUGGGCAGCCUCACACUGCUGCUGUCAGAGCCUCCUGGGGACUCUCGGAACUCCUUGUGUGGCCACCACUACAGGAAGAGGAAUCUGAGUUGCUAACUUCAGGACGAUACCUGUCCUCCCACCUGCAGGCACAGUUGGCUGACCUACUCCCCCUCCUCACCUCGUUCUAUUUUGACUGACAGAUUGGACCCCUGUCCCAGCUCUCCAGCGAGGCUCCUUCAGCUCCUAGGUCCCCAGCCACUUGGGCCAACAUUGGCUGAGAUGCCCUGGCCAGGGCCCUUCAGCAUCUCAGUGUGACCUCCUAGGCAGGUCAGUGUGGCUCUUCUGGGAGAUGCUCUCCUGCCACCCCCACAUAACUGGGAUUACACUCCAAGUAUGCGCAGUGAUGGUGCUCUGAGGGCCACAGCAGGUUAUCUAGGCCCUCCCUCACCUGUAAGCCCAGACACGGCUGCUCAUUUCCAAUAGCUGGGUCACUUCAGAGUUUGCCAUGCCAGAGCUUGAGCUUCUCUGGGAAAAGCCUUUCCUUUGUUGACUGGCCUUCACAGCCACGCCUGGUGUACACAGAGCAUUGCUGAAAAUGAGUGGUGUCUGGUGGUCCCUGAGCAGACAGACCCUGUCCAUGGACAGAUCUACCUUAAGUUACUGGGACAAAGACCCCCAGAGAGGGGCUGCAACUCCAGAAUGGCCGCUGGGAUCCUCAGAAUCCCCUGUAUGAGAGAGAGAGAGACACGUGAGAGACAACCACCUUCUUUCCUCCUCUCCCAACCCCAUUUUCCUUCCUUGUGCUGCUCUGGAAGAGAGGCAGUGGAAGCCAAGGUACUGGAUGGCAUUUUUCAGGGCAGGAGGAAUUAUGAGAACCUCAGCAAGCCUCAUCAGGGACCAAGCAUGUGUCUGGUUUCUUGGGCGGGACAAUUCCUGACCUCGCAUACUUGUUGAGGUCUUGCUCUCAUUAAAUGCUCUGUCUCCUGUGGGAA
Molecule: messenger RNA, 3306 nt
Organism: Carlito syrichta (Philippine tarsier)
Lineage: Eukaryota; Metazoa; Chordata; Mammalia; Primates; Tarsiidae
Gene: SLC13A5
Product: solute carrier family 13 member 5
Exons: 12
Coding region: 123-1838 (571 amino acids)
Biological process (GO): monoatomic anion transmembrane transport; citrate transport
Cellular component (GO): membrane
Molecular function (GO): succinate transmembrane transporter activity; citrate transmembrane transporter activity; sodium:dicarboxylate symporter activity
Source: RefSeq, a predicted model, not a curated record